CCCAAUGGCUGGAGGACAGCCCUCCAUCCCCCGUGCCUCCCCAGACACAAGGGCAAUACGUCGCAGAAAUGGAAUAUCAGCAAAAACUCACCAAGUUUUUGGCCCAAUACUAUAUGAACGGAAACCAGCACUGGAAACCACAUGGGAAACCAUUGCUUAACAAGCAGCACUCACAGUAUCACUGGGGUCGCCUGAAUAGAGAACCCAGCACGCUUCUGUUUCCACAGAUCAGCGUGCUGAAGGGCAGCAGCUAUAGAGAGGCAAUGGAUAGCCGGCCACCACUGGUCAUCAAUGUGGAUAGCCCUGGACCAGCUGCCUACUCACCCCCAACCAUGAGCUGCAGGGAGAGCAGUGCUCCAGCCUACACCUUUGGGAGGAAGACACCCCCUAGAGAGGGUGGAGGCUGCAGAUCCUGGCAGAAGUCCUGGUUCCAGAGCAAAAGCCCCUUUACCAGGAAGGCGGAUUUUAACACUGAGAGCAAUUGGCCGUCUCCAUUCCAUUACACUCAGCCCUCGACCCUGGGCCCCCGGCAGGCCAGCAGACCAGGGUACCCGAGCUACAGCAUUGGGAGAAAGGGGAAAUUCAGCCUGGUCAGUAAAGAUGCUCAAAUUAAUCCAGCACCAAAUAAAUAUGACACAACACCAGCUUAUUUCCAGGUGCUGCAGACCUCACCUUCUUACUCUAUAAGAAACCGGCCACAGGGGACUCAUCAAUGGGACAGUUCAGGGAACAUGCCAGGACCAGGAUUAUAUGACCAUGAGAAGGGGCACAUAGCUUGUUUGCCCAGCUCCCCAAGCGUCAUCAUCCAGGGCAUCAGAAGACCUAAGAGACACGAAACCGGGCCCUUCACAACUCUCUGAACAGGAGCUGCAAAGACCAAGUAACUUUGCUCAAUUUCCAUCUGCUUGACAGCAGCCAAUGUAGUGUGUUCAUCUAAAGAGGCUCAAAGUUAACACAGCCUAAGAUUCAUUAUGCCGUAUACUCUAUUACUAAGUUACCUCCCUACACUACAAGCCCAGUACACCUAUAAAGCUUGGAGCUGUACUGUAAUAAUGGGUAGCUUUCGCUGUUAGAAAUUGAGGAUGCUGCCAUUCACCAUACAUUUACUAGUAAUAAACCCUUGAAAAUUGAAGAUUUGAAUUGGACUAGGUGCCUAUUAAACACUAAGACUGAGGGUGCCUGCCUUCACUGCCACUCAGGUUGAGGAGUU
Molecule: messenger RNA, 1210 nt
Organism: Mauremys mutica (yellowpond turtle)
Lineage: Eukaryota; Metazoa; Chordata; Testudines; Geoemydidae
Gene: STPG3
Product: sperm-tail PG-rich repeat containing 3
Exons: 7
Coding region: 69-860 (263 amino acids)
Cellular component (GO): cytoskeleton
Source: RefSeq, a predicted model, not a curated record